Molecule: messenger RNA, 1587 nt
Organism: Anopheles merus
Lineage: Eukaryota; Metazoa; Arthropoda; Insecta; Diptera; Culicidae
Gene: nopo
Product: E3 ubiquitin-protein ligase TRAIP
Exons: 2
Coding region: 148-1500 (450 amino acids)
Source: RefSeq, a predicted model, not a curated record
GUUGCAUCUCACAUCAGCUGAGCUGAACAACAAAGCGAAGAAGAACAUCUAGAAGCAAGACUGUUUUGUUGAGAGACGGACGCGCGCGCGCGCGUUUUUUAACUUUAUCUUGUUUACUUAUUUUUACUGAGAAAUAAUACCAUUAGUAUGCAUUUAGCUUGUCCUAUUUGUUCGGAUUUAUUUGUACCUUCGGCCGAAGUAGACAUAACACCAUGUGGCCACAUGUUUCACCACCUGUGCCUGCUGCAAUGGCUGGAACGCUCCAAAACCUGCCCCCAAUGCCGCAAUCGUUGCACCGAAGCAAGGCUGGUCAAAGUGUACUUCAACGUGACGACGAGCCUCGACACCACCGAGGACAAUGCUGCACUGUUCGAAAAGUUGGACAAUCUUACGCUGAAGGUGCGCGAGCAGCAAAAACAGCUGAAAACGUUUGAGGAAAAAGUGACGGAACAUAAGGGGGAGCAGAAAAAGAUGAGGAAAACAUUGCUGGGCCUGGAGGAGGAGUUGCGCACCAAGAACACGGCCCUGUUUGCGCUCAAGCACGAGACGGAUAUGUUGAGGGGCGAUCGGAAAAUGCUGGGCAAGGUGCAGGAAGAGCUGGAGAGCGUGAAAACGAAGCUACAAUCGUACGCGGUGGUAAAGCAAGCGAUAGAAGCGACCGCACAAGAGGUGGAACAGAUGCUGACAAGCGAUAUGAGCCGCCAGGCGGUGAUCGCACUGGCCACUGCACUGAAACGUGAGCUACAGGCGCAAGAGAUCAAGCGAAAGGAGCAAUCCGACCGGCUGAAGCGUCUGCAGAACGAGCUUGUCGAGGAGCGGAGAAAGCGAAAAACGCUCGAAGACAACCUGUCCACGUGCGAUAGUGAAAUCUACCGGCUGGAGCAACUGCUGAAGCAGAAGGCAAAGGAAGCGUCCACCAACACGUCGACCGAGGAGAGCAUCGGUUCUCCGGACGGUUGCGUACCGAACACGCCAGAUCAGCGGCCAACCGUCGGCCGGAAGCGUCCAAUGCAGGAUCUCAACAGUAGCACGCCCUUGUCGGAGAAGGUGCGGAAAAUAGUCAACUCUAACUCACCGUACCUACGGGUCAAGACGAGCAGCAUCGGGCUGGCGCCACUCAUGCGCGGAGGCUUAAGUGCAAACCCCCAGUCCGCGGCCAGUGUCGCUGCGGAGCCGAAGCCAAAGCCGGGCGUAAGUCUGUCCUCCAAAUAUUCCAUCUUUUCCAAUCCCAGGCUAACGGCAACGGUGUCCGGGUUUACCACGAAACCCACCGUCUCCCGGCCUGUACAUAACGAAAACCACAGCGAAAGGAAGGAGCAUGAAGAGGCUGAAAGCACAGAACCGCUGGCAGGACCACGCUACAAGCUGACUUCCGCCACCGUUACUGCCCGGCUGAAGUCGGGCAAGCUUACCAGACAUCCUUCCACGGUGAGCAGCAGCGUCAAGACGGGUGAUUUAAACGCAAUAUUCGAUCUAGAUGUAGAUGAUAUCAUUGAGUGAGAGGAGCAGCUGAUACUCUACCAGCCUCUAUCGCCGGGCGGGUUUUGCUGCGAGUCAUUUGUAAUAAACUAUUUGUUAUACUUUUAA